AUGAGGCGACACCCGCUGUCCCUAUAUCAUAUCCUUAACCUCCCCCCUGACGCAGUAGCAGCAGCAGCAGCAGCAGCAGUUGCUGCUGCUGCUGCUCCCCCUGCAGCAGCAGACAGCCCGGCAGCAGCCGCCACCCCUGCUGCUGCUCCGAAGCAACAAGAGCAGCAGCAGCAGCAGCAGUAUGACCAUCUCUUGCUGCAGCAACUGCUGCUGCACACCAAGGAGGACAAGCAGCAGCAGCUGCAGCAGCAGCAGCAACAACUGCAGCAGCUGAAGUUGGAGCAGCAGCAGCUGCUUCUGCACACCAACGAAGAACAGCAGCAGCAGCAGCAGCAGCAGCAGCAGCAGCAACUUCUUUCACCCGCAGCUCAAGGCACUUCAACGCAGCAGGCAAUACACCGCAGUCUAAGACGGCAGCAGCAGCAGCAACGGCAGCAACAGCAGCAGCAGCAGCAGCAGCAGCAGCAGCAGAUAAUUCAUCGUCGUGUUGCAGCAAGGCAGCAGCACGCACAAGAAGAGAAAAGAAGAGUCCAACAGCAGCGCCUGCUGCAGGAGGAGCAACGAAAGAAGCAGCAGGAGCUGCAGCAGCAGCAGGAGGAGCAGGAAUGGCUGCAGCAGCAACAGCAGCAGCUGCUGCAGCAGCAGCUAAGGGCUCUGCUGCAGCUGCAGCUGUCCACUGAACUUGAGCGCCAAAGCCAAGAGGCGGAGCAGCAGCGCCUAGUGCGGCAGCAGCAGCAGCAGCAGCAAAGCCUGCUGCGAGCAGCAGCAGCUGCAGCAGCUCUGGCAGACAAGAAGCGGCAGCAGCAGCAGCAGCAGCAGCAGCCGCUGCUGCGGCGGCUCAUGGUACGCAAGUUUGAGGAAGAGCGUGCGCAGCGUAUGAGAGAGGCUGCUGCUGCAGCAGAAGCCAAGAGGGCCCACGCAGCAGCAGCAGCGCCAGCAGCAGCAGCAGCAGCAGCGCCAGCAGCAGCAGCAGCAGCAGGAAGCAAAUUCAUCAGCACAGCUACUCGGAGGCGGCUGCUGCAGCGGCAGCAAAGCUGCAGCGCGAACAGCUACACUCACCUUGGGGACUUGUCCCACAGCGCGCAUCUUAGCGAGGGGCCCCCAGCAGCAGCAGCAGCAGCAGCAGCAUCGGAAGCAACAGCUGCAACAGCAGCAGCAGCAGCAGCAGCAGCAGUAGCAGCAGCACCAGUCUCAGGGGCUAGCGCAGCAGCAGCACGUGCGGCAGGCGCAGCAGCAACAGCAGCAGCAGCAGCACCAGAAGCUGCUGCUGCCUCCCAUUCAGCUGCAGACAGGACCAGCAAGCCGCAAGCUCGCCAGCAGCAGCAGCAGCAGCAACAGCAGCAGCAGCAGCAACAGCAGCAGCAGCAGCAACAGCUGCAGCACAGCUGCGAGGAGCAGCAGGAGUCAGAGGAGGAGUGGGAGCUGCAGCAGCUGCAGCAGCAGCACAAGUUGCUGCUGCGGCGGCUGGAGCUGCUCCAGCAGCAGAAGCAGCUUCUUGCUGCUCGUGUACCCAGGGCGUGGCAGCUGGGCAGCAGCAACAAACUUUCUGCUGCUGCUGCUGCUGCUGCUGCUGCUGCGGAUCAGGAGAACUUUGCAGCAGCUGCUGCACAACCUGAGUUGGGUGCUGCUGACGCACCUUCUAGUUCAGCGGCUGCUGCUGCUGGUGCUGCAGCAGCAGCAGCUGCUGCUGCUGCUGCUGCGCUUGCUGCUUCACCUGCUGCUGCUGCUACUGGCGCUGCUGCUGCUGCUGCUGCACCUGUUGCUGGCCGGCCUGCAAGGGUCUCCCCCAGCAGCUGGCUGCAGCAGCAGCAGUUCCCUGCAGGGUAUUCCAGCAGCAGCAGCAGCAGCAGCAGCAGCAGCAUCGGCGAUGGCAGCAGCUGCAGCAGACUAACCAUAACCAGAAGCUACACCACAACAGCAGCAGCAGCAGCAAACGCAGCAGCAACUGCUGCAGCUGCCGCUGCACCAGCGCCUUCGAGCACACCGCAGCAGCAGCAGCAGCAGCAGCAGCAGCAGUGGAGAGCAAAACCGCAGCAGCAGCAGCAGCAGCAGAGGAGUGAAGCUUUCUGGGCAGAACAGCAAAAGCGGCCAGCAGGUUGA
Molecule: messenger RNA, 2100 nt
Organism: Eimeria necatrix
Lineage: Eukaryota; Apicomplexa; Conoidasida; Eucoccidiorida; Eimeriidae
Exons: 5
Coding region: 1-2100 (699 amino acids)
Source: RefSeq, a predicted model, not a curated record